This is a messenger RNA of Recurvomyces mirabilis, 1458 nucleotides long. RefSeq lists its product as uncharacterized. NCBI's taxonomy places the organism in Eukaryota, Fungi, Ascomycota, Dothideomycetes, Mycosphaerellales, Teratosphaeriaceae. The record is from RefSeq and is a predicted model, not a curated record. Bases 1 to 1458 code for a protein of 485 amino acids. The transcript has a single exon. Gene Ontology annotation, cellular component: cytoplasm; mitochondrion. Gene Ontology annotation, molecular function: lipoic acid binding; acetyltransferase activity.
AUGGUCACCACGACGCAUAUGCUCCGCCGAGCACUCCAACACUCAAGCUUGAGCUUCCGCUACGCCGCCCUUAUGCGAUCGAACCAAUGCCGUGCCUUUCACAUUUCGCGUCGUCUGGACAUCGUCAAGCCAUUCCUACUAGCAGACAUUGGCGAAGGUAUUACCGAGUGCCAGCUGAUACAAUGGUUCGUGCAACCUGGAGCACGGGUCGAACAGUUUGACAAGCUGUGUGAAGUGCAGUCAGACAAGGCGAGCGUGGAGAUCACUAGUCCAUUCGAUGGAGUGAUCAAGAAGCUAUACUAUGAUCCGGACGAUAUGGCAAUUACCGGCAAGCCGUUAGUCGAUAUAGAUAUCCAGAGCGAGAUCAGCGAAGCAGAUGAAGCAAAGCUUGCUGGUGGAGAGGAGGAGUCUAGCUCUGGGAAGAAUGCAGACGCGGCUGAGGAGGAAGUGAAGCAACAGGAGAUGGAAGCUGAGGCCGGAGCCGGGCAGGAGACAGUGGAGUUACAAAACGACUCAAGCAAGACAGAAUCGUUGGAGUCACGACGACCAGCAUCGAAGCAAGACCAUAGGACCUUGGCGACGCCUGCAGUACGACACCUCACCAAGGAGCUAGACGUAGAUAUCGCGGAAGUCAAGGGUUCUGGCAAGGAUGGCAGAGUCAUGAAGGAGGACGUCCACCAGCAUGUAUCACAGCGAUCACAGCAGUCUACAUCAUCCGAAUCAGCAGCAGCCACCGCAGCAUGGCGCGAAGACAAGCAAGUACCAUUGACACCUGUCCAGUCCGGCAUGUUCAAGCUCAUGACACGCUCUCUCAACAUUCCUCACUUCCUCUACACGUGCGCAGCAGACGUCUCAGCACUUACCGCACUUCGCAAGAAGUUGAACGCGGCAGCAAAAUCACCAGAGCAGAAACUCACACACCUGCCCUUCAUCAUCAAAGCAGUCAGUCUGGCCUUACAACAUCAUCCACUGCUGAAUUCAUCUCUCAACACGAAAGACCCCAAAAAGCCGGGGCUCACCUACAGAGGAUCUCACAACUUUGGCUUUGGCGCAGACACACCGUUUGGUCUGAUGGUGCCCGUGAUACGCAACGUGCAAGACCUAAGCAUCGCUGAGAUCGCUUCUCAACUGAGACAGCUUUCUGACAAAGCCAGGAACAACAGGCUCGCACCAUCCGAUCUCCGCGACGCCACUUUCACAAUCUCAAACAUUGGGAGUAUCGGCGGAGGCGUCGUGGCUCCAGUCAUCAGCGAGCCCCAAGUCGCAAUCGUCGGGAUCGGACGAAGUAAGAUUGUGCCUGCUUUUGAUGAGAACGAUGAGCUUGUGAAGAAAGAAGAACUGGUUUUGAGCUGGAGUGCAGAUCAUCGUGUUGCUGAUGGUGCGGAGUGUGCGCGAUGUGCUGAACGGGUGAGGAGUAUGAUUGAGGAUCCGGCGAGUAUGGUGGUCAAUAUGCGAUGA